This is a messenger RNA of Oryzias melastigma (Indian medaka), 1425 nucleotides long. Its product is annotated as mitochondrial basic amino acids transporter. Gene Ontology annotation, biological process: mitochondrial L-ornithine transmembrane transport. Bases 338 to 1216 code for a protein of 292 amino acids. NCBI's taxonomy places the organism in Eukaryota, Metazoa, Chordata, Actinopteri, Beloniformes, Adrianichthyidae. Gene Ontology annotation, cellular component: mitochondrion. Gene Ontology annotation, molecular function: high-affinity L-arginine transmembrane transporter activity. The record is from RefSeq and is a predicted model, not a curated record. The transcript is spliced from 5 exons.
UGGCUUUUUUCCACCCAGAGUUAUCUUUUUGGGAGAUUACAGUUGCCUCACAGUUUGACCAUGUUUUGUUAAUUCUGUGUUUUUGCCACUAGGUGGCGGUAAUGCUUCUGAAGCUGGUUUGCCAACUCGGCUGUACCCGUAGAAAGAAGAAGCGUCCAAAAACACAGAGGUGUCUGCAUCGUCUGUCAUCCCCGCGGCGGCUCUGACAGCCUUGAAGCUCUGCUGAGGUGGUCCGGUUGGAGUAAAGGUCGGAGAAUUACGGCGGGAAACGAACAUCUGUGAAGUCUACCGGCUGUGUUAUACUAGACUCGCCCGCUAGAGGCGCUCGACCGCGAGGAUGGACUUCUUGGCUGGAUGUUUCGGAGGUGCUGCUGGAGUUUUAGUCGGACAUCCGUUUGACACAGUCAAGGUGAGACUGCAGGUCCAGCCUGUUGAUAAGCCUCUGUAUCGGGGGACCUUCCACUGCUUCCAGUGCAUCAUCAGACAGGAGUCGGCUCUGGGUUUGUAUAAGGGCAUCGGAUCUCCCAUGAUGGGGCUCACGGUCAUCAACGCUAUAGUGUUUGGCGUGCACGGGAACACCAUGCGCUUCCUCAAAGAGGACACGCCCACAAACCAGUUCCUGGCCGGGGCAGCUGCGGGGGCCAUCCAGUGCGUGGUGUGCUGCCCGGUGGAGCUGGCCAAAACGCGCAUGCAGAUGCAGGGCGUAGGGGAGAAGAAGGCCUCCAGGAAGACCUACAGGAGCUCGCUGGACUGCUUGGUGCACAUCUACAGACGGGAGGGGGUGCGGGGGGUCAACAGGGGGAUGCUCACCACGCUCAUUCGAGAGACCCCCGGCUUCGGGGCGUACUUCUGGUCGUACGACGUGCUGACGCGCAGCUUGGGGUGUGAGCCCGACGGCCGCUUUAUCAUCCCCAAACUGCUUCUCGCCGGCGGUAUGGCGGGCAUCGCCUCCUGGAUCGUCACCUACCCCGCAGACGUCAUCAAGUCCCGGCUGCAGACGGACGGCGUGGGCGGAGUCCAGCGCUACAGCAGCAUUAUGGACUGCGUACGACAAAGCGUCAGAAAAGAGGGCUACAUGGUGUUCACGCGGGGGCUCACCUCCACGCUGCUCAGAGCUUUUCCCGUCAACGCUGCCACCUUCGCCACCGUCACACUCUUCCUCAUGUAUGCGCGGGGGGAGGAGGAGGCGCCCCAGAGCCAGCAGUCCGGACUGUAACGUAACAGGACCAGCACUCCAAAUCCGGAUGGCAGCUGAAGUAUGGAGCUAAAUUGGGGCCAAUAUUAUUUAAAAUCCAAAUAAAACAAAUUGAAACAAAUAUUGAUGUUUGGCCAAAUAAAUGUAAAAUGUAAAAAACUUUAAGUUACCACUCUUGAUUGGUCCUCGAUGUUAGCCCCGCCGCAAACGGGCCAAAAGUUUAGAAACUU